GAAAAUUAUUGAUUAAGAAACCGUUGCUGCAAUGUUUCGGGUAUAAAAUAUCAUAGAUUAUUGUAGAUAAAAAAAUAUAAAACUCAUUUAUCUAUGGUUCUUUUUUUUGAAAAUAAACACAAACUUUGUUCAAACUUUUAUCAUAGUAUUAUUUAUAUUUUAUUUAUCUUCUUUGUUUAUAUUUUAUAACCAUUAUGGAGAAUCAGGAUCAACAUUCUACAGGUAACCCUACAGAACCUUACCUGUUACCGAAAUCAAAUAGAGAACAUUUAAAUAGAAGUCCAACAGAAGAAUUAAAGCCUGAAAAUCCUGAAAUGAAGGGAAGUUAUAAAACGAAUACACCGAUUGAACAAUCGUCUGCCAUAUCUCCUUCAAAAAUCACCUUUAAAGAAGGCAUUAAGGAUCAAAUGGCCGGUGAUUCUUUUAUUAAUGAGAUAUCAGAUAAGAUGCUAUUUUCUUACCAAUCAGCUGAUAAGCUUCGUACCCUUAUGCAGUUUAAAGCUAAUAUCACAUGUUGUGUUCGCAAAGAAUCGACUAGCGAUGAAAUGUCGGAGUUUGGAGAGCUGAAGUGUGUAAUACUGCCCCAACUAAGUUCAAAGGAAAUAGAAUUCCUAAAAAUCGUGAAAGAGGGCAACGUGGCCACUUUGGAAGCGUUUCUAAACGAACAUCCAGAACUUAACAUUAACUGCUGGGACUGUCAGGGUGAAGCGGCGCUCCACGUGGCGGUACAUGGCAGAUCGGAGGAUAUGCUCAGGUUCCUGCUGAAGCAGCCCCGCAUUGAUAUCGGCGACGCCGCCCUGCACGCCAUCAGGGACAAUAAUAUUACCAUGAUGAGUUAUCUCCUACCCAUUUCAGUAAUAAUCCUCGACGCGCUAAAGAAGAUAUCUCCGGGGCUCGAGUUCGCUGGUCCGACGCACUCGGCCGAAUACCCGCCGCACGCCACCCCGCUGGUGGUGGCGGCGCGCGCGGGCUGCUGUGACGCCGUGCGCGCGCUGCUGGCCCGAGGGCAUGUAGUCAAGCCCCCACAUGUGCCGCACUGCGAGUGCAAGGAUUGCACACAAUGCAUGGACCGCGAGGACCCCCUGCUCGUGAGCAGCGCGCGGCUGGCCACCUACCAAGCGCUGUGCUCGCCGGCGUACCUGGUCCAUACCAUACCAGACCCCAUCCACGCCGCCUUCCGCCUCGUGGUGGAGCUGGAGGACAACGCCGCCAAGUACCGCCAUCUAGCGGCCAAUUAUAUGCAACUCAAGAAUGACGUCAGCGCUUUUGCCGUCGAUCUUAUUGGUUGCUGUCGCACAUCCGAAGAAGUGGAGACAGUGUUGAAGCACCGGGCAGGCUCCAGUGGACGCCGCCACUUCGUGUUGCCGCGAGUGCAACACGCCGUCGACAUCAAGCAGAAGGAGUUUGUAGCACAUCCCAACACACAACAGGUUCUGGAGUCGUAUUGGAUAUCUGACUUCUGCAACUGGCGGCGGCAGAGCCUGUUCGCCAAGAUGUGGACGACGCUCGCUCGCGUCGGCAUCACGCCGUUUAUCCUUGUCAUGUGCAUAGUAGCCCCGUGGCACAGGCUUGUAAGGAGUUGGGAGAUUCCGCUGAACAAACUGAUUACGCACGCAUCCGCCUACUUCGUGUUUCUAUCUUUGGUUUUCUUUAUUUCCAAUCAAGACAAGACUGAUAAAUUACGGGGACCUCCGAAAACAGGGCUGGAAUGGCUGGUCAUCCUCUACGUGGCCGGCUACGUGUGGUCGGCGGCCCGCAUGUGCGUGAUGCAGGGCGCGCGGCAGUACUUCAGCAAGAUGUGGAACUGGGCGGAGUGCAUCAUGCUGGCGCUCUACCUGGUUUCCUUUGUGCUGUGGCGCCGCGCGGCCGAGGAUGUCAGGCUCCAUGAUAGGGUUACACUGGAACGUAAAUACUGGGACGAGCACGACCCGACCCUGCUGAGUGAAGGGACGUUCUGCGUGGCGACCAUCCUCGCCUUCCUGCGGAUCAUGUUCAUUUGCCAACUCAACUACCAUCUGGGACCACUGCAAGUCUCCUUGGGCAAAAUGACGUACGACAUUUACAAGUACAUAAUGGUGUACACAAUAAUCCUGAGCGCGUUCUCCGCGGGGCUGUCUCGCUUCUACCAGUACUACAAGGGCAUGGUGUAUAAGGACAGUAAUGGGGUUAGAGCGGUUCAGGUGCCGUCGUUCACGAGCAUCACGGACACAUUCUACACUCUGUUCUGGGCGCUGUUCUGCAUGGCGCCCAUCGAGAGCGCGGACGUGGUGCUGGAGGGCGCGGGCGAGCAGCACCACGGGUUCACGCAGAAAGUCGGACAUUUUUGUUUUGGAAUGUUCGAAGUGAUAUCAGUGAUAGUGGUGCUGAACAUGCUGAUAGCCACCAUGUCCAACACCUUCCAGCGAGUCACGGACAACGUCGCCAUCGAGUGGACCUUCGCACGGACCGAGGUGUACCUAGAGUACAUGCAGCAGACGACGCUGCCAUCGCCCUACAACCUGAUCCCGACGGCGCGGGGCGUGGCCGGCGCGCUGGAGUGGCUCUCACUGAGGCUGCGCCCGCGCAAGGGCGCCCGCGCUUGCCUCAAUAGCACUUACUGCUGCUUUAUUGAGCGCGACAUAGAAGCCGACAACCAAAGCGAGUAUCCUGCGCUGAUGUCAGUGCUGGUGCAGCGCUACUUCCGACACAAGGCCCGUUCAGCAAGCACCGGGAGUGAACUGGAUGGACUGAGGGUGGAGCCUGGCCCGCAGACUUGCUACAUGGACAGAGCAAAGUGUCCGUGA
Plutella xylostella (diamondback moth) is the source of this 2783-nucleotide messenger RNA. NCBI's taxonomy places the organism in Eukaryota, Metazoa, Arthropoda, Insecta, Lepidoptera, Plutellidae. The record is from RefSeq and is a predicted model, not a curated record.